Messenger RNA from Portunus trituberculatus (swimming crab), 1981 nucleotides. RefSeq lists its product as uncharacterized. The transcript has 2 exons. Lineage: Eukaryota; Metazoa; Arthropoda; Malacostraca; Decapoda; Portunidae. The record is from RefSeq and is a predicted model, not a curated record. Bases 475 to 1341 code for a protein of 288 amino acids.
CGCAACCUCCGAGCUUCUGCCGGGUAGGCGGAGACAACAUGAGAAUCUCCUUAAUGAGAACUGAAAAAGACUUUAUAGUAUCUCCCUUGCAAAAUUAUUUAAAACACAAAAUAAAGGGUAAACCUCGAAGAAGUAACUAAUUAUAUAAUUUACAGCGCAAAACGAUGCUCUUGUGGUAUAAGUAAAGUUAUAAACACAAGAUUUGUUACAUGAUCGCACAGACACUCACUGUGAACGCUGAGUUUGAGUACACGUAGUACAGUGAGCUGCGCAUUGAGGCUGCACACUGCACAGAAUAGCGGGUCCCCUUGAUCUGACAGAGGUCUGUGGUUAGAGAAAGUGGAAGGCGAUUGCAAACUUUAAUCAAUUAAAUUAAUUAAAUAAGUUUAAUUAAUUCAACUUCAUAGUCAUGGCUUUUCAUUCUGAACCAUGAGUCGUCAGGUGUAGGCAGCAAAGUUAAUCAGGUCAGCAGUCAUGGACAGGACUAUGGGAGUUGUGUCUGCUGCAGCUGUCCUAACUACAGGUGUUGCUACAUGGGCUCUGUAUAAGUGGCUGGAAACAAGAAACAGAUUAAAACAAUAUACUGACAAGUACAGUGAUAGUAAGGAAGUGCAAAGACAAUUAGUUCAUCAGUAUGGCACCCUCGAUGAUUUACCACAGCUGAAGAGUUUAAUAUCACAAGAAGCAGAUAAUUAUCAUUCAAAGCUUUCACAGUUUUGCAGUGAAGUGUGCCAAAAGCAUGGGGUGAACAAAGGCCGAGUACUUGAUGUUGGUUGUGGGCCAGGAGGAUUAUCUUUUCACCUUAGUUCUCACUUUCAAAAGGUCGUCGGUACUGAUAUUAGUUACUCAAUGAUUGCAGCAGGACAACAACUAAAACAGUUUGCAGAAUUUGGAACUCCAUUUAGUAGUGAAGGAGGCAAGCAUAUAUCUUUUGUACGCAUCAGAGUCCCAGACUGUGCCUUAAGAGAAAAAGUUGUGUUCUGGGAUGAGGAUGCAUCUGCUCUCUUUUACACUAGUGGCAAAUUUAACUGUAUUGUUGUUUCUAAUACAAUUACAGAUAUGGAAAAUCCAAAGGCAUUCUUGGAAACUAUUGUAAAUUACACUGAACCUAGUGGGUUACUGAUUAUUUCUGAUGUUUAUAACUGGUUGAAUGGUCCAGAAGAACACUUAGGGGGUGAGGAUGAGUGUUUAACUCAUUCUGUAUUGGUGAAAACCUUAGAACAAGAUUGGACUUAUGAGGAGGAGAUUAACAUUCCCUUCUAUGUACCAAGAUGCAAACGCCUUGCUGAAGUUGGUAAUGCACAUGUUAGUGUUUGGAAAAGGAAGCCUGAAGAGAACUAAAUGGAAUUCAGGAGAGUGAAGUUGCCAGCCAGCCUCAGACUGGUUCUUGCCGAUUCUUCUUCGUACUUUAUUGCAAAGAGUGAAAUAUAUUUUUGAGGGAGCAUGACAUGACAAGUCUGCUCUUAGAGUAUUAAUUGUAUUUUGUUAAUUUCAAGGUAUUUUUACGUGCUUAUUAAAAACUUACCAUCCCAUCAAAUCAAAUACUUAUGCAUUAUGACUUGGGAAUUCAUGCAAUAUUGAUUUUCAUUGGUAUACAGACUAUUCUUUCUUCUGUCUUUUUCUUUCUUCUGUCUUUCUUUUCAGCUUCAAGUUUGUAGCUUAUAACCCCAUAACUAUUUUCUACCUGUGAAGUUAACCUCCAUAGUGUUAUUUUAGAUAUUGAUUGUUCAUGUGGUCAAUAAAGUUUUAAUCAUCUCUGAAAUGAAAUUCCAGUUUGAGGAUACCUUGGCAUAUUAAACCACUAAUGUAUUCUUAAUUUAGCACUUAUGUAAUCGUUACGUCAAUCUUUUCAGAUUACAUGGACAAAUGACUGAGUAAGGCAAGAGGGGUCAAAACUGUGUCAUCACUUGUAUUGGAAAGGAACUGAAGCAUGUAGUCUCCCAGUAUAAAAUAUUGUCUUCAUAAAGAACUUGACAGUGUC